AUGCUAAACGCAAUCCGCCGGCCUCAACAGACACGCAUACUGGUUUCUGGGCUUCGGCAGCUCCACAUUACAAAUUGGCACGAGUCCGACGUUAUAGUUGAUCGCAAGUCACGAUUCCAGGCCCGCCACACCGAACUCAAAGAUCCGGCUCUUGUUCCAGAGAUCAUCAGUCUUUUCCUCGCGCAGCAUCGCAGUAUUGCCAAAAACGCUUCUCACCCACACAUUUACGCCUGGCGCACAGGCGACGAAGUGGAAGAAACAGGGCCAAAAAAGAAAGUCACCAAGCGGUUUGUCAAUAUCCAGCAGGGCUUUUCAGACAACGGAGAAAAAGGUGCAGGCAGCCGACUUCUCGAACAGUUGGCCCUGCAGAAUGUCAUCAACAAAUUGGUCAUUGUGACCCGAUGGUACGGCGGGAACCCGAUCGGCUCGCUGCGUUUCCGCCACAUUUCCAGCUGCAGCUUCAACAGCCUUCGAAAGGUCGACGGAAACACCCACAAGUAA
Molecule: messenger RNA, 501 nt
Organism: Clavispora lusitaniae ATCC 42720
Lineage: Eukaryota; Fungi; Ascomycota; Pichiomycetes; Serinales; Metschnikowiaceae
Product: YigZ family protein
Biological process (GO): regulation of translational initiation; GCN2-mediated signaling
Cellular component (GO): cytoplasm
Source: RefSeq, a predicted model, not a curated record